Messenger RNA from Cuscuta europaea, 516 nucleotides. NCBI's taxonomy places the organism in Eukaryota, Viridiplantae, Streptophyta, Magnoliopsida, Solanales, Convolvulaceae. The record is from the annotation of a GenBank genome assembly.
AUUUCCUCAACUCCAGGAUUCUCCUGGGCAGUUCCUCCACCUAUAUGGGCCUGUGUGAGCACCUCCAGAGGGAUGAGCAGCUAAGGAACGCCAAAAUUGCUGCUGAUGAGGAGAAUGCCAGCCUCCGGAAGAAGGUGGCCGACCUUGAGGAGACCCUCCGGUCGGUAACAGAGGGGGCGGACCAACGAUUGGAGGCUGUCAAGGCCGAGGGAAGGGCUGAGGGCAAGACUGAAGCUGAGACGGUUGCCAGGGAGGCUGCCCAAGCCGCUGCUGAAGCCACCGAGAGGGCCAAGAUCGAGGCGGUGGGUGUGGCCGAAAAGUCCACUGUCGAUGCCUUCGUCGCCGAGGGCUGGAUGGCCGAGGACAGAAAUGAAUGGGUUUCCUCGGUGGUGGAAUAGAGCGUAGACGACGGGGUUGAAGGCCCCGACAAAAUGUGGUUGGCCGCGAAGGGCGAAUCAUAUUAUCAAGGGGGUGAGUUCUUCACCCAACGUCUGGUAUACCGAAAGCUGGCGUGGC